AUGGGAUUGGCGAUUAUUUUUAUUUUAGUGCCAAUUUUCGCAGCUAUCAAUAAAGAGUCGCUCGAAGCCUCAGGCUGCUUAGUAUAUCAAUGCGCAGAAGAUGACUCAAACUUUUCUUUGGACCAGUGUAUUAACAGCACCUCUACAGAUGUGUAUUUAAGACCAUGUGAUAACAGCUAUACUUGUUCGGCUUCUUCAAAUUUAUGCUCUUUUACUCAGCCUACACAAUCUAUUGCAGUAUCGCAUGUGGGUGAACUUUGCAAUUAUAGUGUUGACUGCAUAAAUGGAGGUCCCUGCAAUCAAGCAGGAAUUUGUUCAGGCUCAGCAAAGGGAGAAGAUUGUGAUGAUGAUAGCACGUGCAACCCUGGGCUUUAUUGUAAUUCAGCAUCUGACACUUGCCAACCCCAGCUCUCUGCAAAUCAAUCUGGCUGCACUUCAGAUUAUGAUUGUGAAAAUGGAGCAGGAUGCAAUUCAACUACCCGUGUAGCUGGAACUUGCUAUACAUAUUUUACAUUCCCUGACUACUCACCAUAUACAUUAAAAUGGCGACAUAUUUCAGCCUGUCCUCUUUGGGACAACAGUCCAGGCCUUAUGGCGACGGAGAAUUGAGACGGAUUCCGAGCUGAGAAUCAAGUGCAGGCUCAAGAGGUGUGCAUCCGAGUAUGUUUUGGGUACUUUCCUGUAAUUGGAAAUGGAAGUGCUCAAACAACGUUCUUUGGAUCUGAGGACCCAUGGGCAUUCCUCUACCGAGAAUGGGGUUUCAGCCCAGGCCACAGGCGAGAAUCUUUUUCCUGUAGCUGCCGAAGGAAGACAAUUAGACUCAUGACAGACUCCAAGGAUCCUUGAAAUCAAGCCUCUCCAAUCGUCUGUAGCAGGGCCACAAAAAUCCAUAAGCCGCUCACUCAAGACUGAAGCCUUAAGGCAAGAAGAAGACAGAAGGUACCCGAAGGGCACUUGUAAGAGGGAUAGACCCUCUGGGCAUGAGUCGAAAAGCGGUGGAACCUCCCGUACGGGAGGUCUUGGUGACGCAGUCACCAGUAUAGCUCACGCCUGACUUUUAAAUAAUAUCCUUAACUACUCACCUCUUGCAUCUUGCACUAAUAAUAUCAAUUUGCUAUGCCAGUCAGGUGCCUGCUUUCAAAACGGAAAGCAAUACUAUUGUAUGCCUUCUUUAACUUCAAAUGGAACUCUGCCUGUUCAAUGCUCACAAUUACCAACUGACUGUGCUUCUAAUCCAGAACCAAAAUUUAACACUAUUUUUCACAAUACUUGUACUUGCGGCUUAAAUUCAGCUGGAGCAAGCUAUUGCAGCUUGUUUCCUGGGGAUCAGCCUAUGGUUGAAUAUCUAGGGCAAUUGAAAAAAUGGCUUACUUCAGAGGAGGUUUAUAUUUGCAAUACUAUGCAAAGGCUUGGCACUAAUUGUAUAAAAAACUUUUGGGACUCAACAAAUUAUGUUUAUUUUAUGUAUUUAUAUGCAAAGGUUAAUAUGUAUGCUAAAAUACAAGGAAAUGAUAAAUGUGUUCAAAAGAUGUAUACAUCUCAGUACUGGGGAUUGCAGGCUCUUUGGAACAAUCUCAAUCCUGCUAACUGGCCAACACCUCAUCAGAUAAAUGAUGAUUCAGGAAGCUAUUUUACCUUAUCAAUACUUCUAUUAGUGAUUUUCUCUUAA
Molecule: messenger RNA, 1669 nt
Organism: Blepharisma stoltei
Lineage: Eukaryota; Ciliophora; Heterotrichea; Heterotrichida; Blepharismidae
Source: the annotation of a GenBank genome assembly